Peromyscus californicus insignis is the source of this 6271-nucleotide messenger RNA. It is a transcript of the gene Thsd7b, whose product is annotated as thrombospondin type 1 domain containing 7B. NCBI's taxonomy places the organism in Eukaryota, Metazoa, Chordata, Mammalia, Rodentia, Cricetidae. Gene Ontology annotation, cellular component: plasma membrane. Gene Ontology annotation, biological process: actin cytoskeleton organization. The record is from RefSeq and is a predicted model, not a curated record. The coding region runs from base 347 to 5170 and encodes 1607 amino acids. The transcript has 28 exons.
AGCAGCUGCUGCGGGAGGCUAGGCGCAAGGUGGCUCCCCGCGGCCCGGCGCCCCGCGGCUCCGGGGGACGCACCAGGCAGCCAAUGGAUGCGCAGAGGUGUACAGCAGAUGGCGUCCGACUGCGCCGUUCCUUCCUCCUCCUCCUCCUCGUCCUCCUCUUCCUCCAGCUUCAGUGCUGAGCAGUCAGAGUCGCCGCUGGGUUGCCAGACGCUGGAAUGGGUGGUCUCCCGACACACACACCACCAUCUUCACUGGGGAAGCUCGGGGCUUGGCAGCUCCAAGAGGCUGCAGCUGCGGCUCGGGCGAGGCUGGAUUAGGCAAGUGAAGACACUGAAAAAUCUGAAGAAUGUUUCCAAGGAGUGAUCUGGCUGUCACUCACUGGGUUCUAAGGAGCAUGAGGAAGCUCUUUCUGGUGUUUUCUCUCCUGCUGUCCCAAGCAGCUCAUUUGGAAGGCAGAAAGGACAAUCAGUUCAUCUGGAAAACAGGUCCCUGGGGAAGGUGUGCAGGUGACUGCGGACCAGGCGGAGCCCAGAGUCGAGCUGUGUGGUGUUUUCACAUAGAAGGGUGGACCAGUCCCAUGUCGAACUGUGAUGAGAGCAGCCGACCUCCAAAGGAAAGGAGCUGUUUCCGAGUGUGUGACUGGCACAGUGACCUGUUCCAGUGGGAGGUUUCCGACUGGCACCGCUGCCUGCUGGCUCCUGGGGCCCAAGGCGAGCCCCGGCCUCGGGCUGCCGAGUGUGUGACCGCGCAGCACGGUCUGCAGCAUCGGACAGUGCGCUGUCUGCAGAAGCUCAACAGAACCAUGGUGGCCAGUGAGAUCUGCGAACACUUUGCCCCCCAGCCCCCCACAGAGCAAGCCUGCCUCAUCCCUUGCCCCAGGGACUGUGUGGUAUCCGAGUUCUCCCCGUGGUCCACCUGCCGUGAAGGGUGUGGGAAGAAGCUGCAGCAUAGAACACGCGUGGCCAUUGCGCCCCCGCUGUAUGGAGGUCUGCAGUGCCCGAAUCUGACCGAAUCCAGAGCCUGUGAGGCUCCGGGUUCCUGUCCUCUGGGGAAAGAGGAAUAUUCCUUCAGCCUUAAGGUGGGACCGUGGAGCAAAUGUAGACUCCCUCACCUUAAGGAAGUCGACCUCAGCGGAAGAAAUGUCCAGGAUUUUAGCUCCGAUUCAAAUGAGCAAGUCACCCUAACACAUCAGAGUUACAAAGCACACCACCACUCCCAGCCUGGAGGUGUAGAGAUAGGUUUUCAAACCAGGCAGGUGUGGUGCACCAGAAGUGAUGGAAGAAACGCCCUGUUAAGCCUUUGCAUGCAAGAUUCCUUCCCACUGACUGUCCAGCCCUGUGUGAUACCAAAGGACUGUGAGACUUCCGAGUGGUCCCCCUGGAGUCCCUGCUCCAAGACUUGCCGUUCUGGGAGUCUCUCACCUGGAGUUAGGAGCAGGAGCCGGAACGUGAAGCACAUUGCUAUUGGAGGUGGCCAGGAAUGCCCAGAACUUCUUGAGAAAGAGACCUGCAUUGCUGAAGGGCAGCUUCUGCAGCCCUGUCCCAGGUAUUCCUGGAGAACCUCUGAAUGGAGGGAAUGCCAAGUCUCUCUUCUUCUGGAGCAACAGGACCCACUUUGGCAUGACACAGGACCAGUGUGUGGUGGUGGGAUCCAGACCCGGGAGGUGUACUGUGCCCAGAGUCUACCAGCAACCAUCACACCAAGGACCAAGGAAGUCUCUAGGCCUGUGGAAAGUACAUUAUGUUUGGGACCUGCCCCCUCAGCCUCCCAGCUCUGCAAUGUCCCUUGCUCGACGGCCUGCAUAGUAUCUUCCUGGUCAUCCUGGGGCCCGUGUGUUCACGAAAACUGCCGUGAUCCUCAGGGGAAGAAAGGCUUUAGAAUGAGACAGCGCCAUGUUCUCAUGGAGUCUACAGGGCCCACGGGGCACUGCCCUCACCUGGUAGAAUCUGUGCCUUGCGAGGAUCCAAUGUGUCAUCGAUGGCUUGCUUCUGAAGGGAUCUGUAUCCCCGAGCAUGGGAAAUGUGGCCUGGGACAUCGCAUCCUGAAGGCUGUCUGUCAGAACGAAAGAGGAGAAGAAGUAUCAGGGAGUCUCUGCCCAGUGCCUCCUCCUCCUGAACGGAUGGCUUGUGAUAUUCCCUGCCGAAUGGACUGUGUGGUGAGUGAGUGGACGGUGUGGUCAUCUUGCUCCCAGUCCUGCUCAAAUAAAAACGCAGAUGGCAAACAAACCAGGUCGCGGACUGUCCUGGCUUUGGCUGGAGAAGGUGGGAAGCCCUGCCCUAGUAGUCAGGAACUCCAAGAGUACCGCCUGUGCAAUGAUCACUCCUGUACACAGCUCUACUGGGAGACAUCUGCUUGGGGCCCCUGCUCUGAAAAUACUCUGGUGACUGCCCUCAAUGUGACCAUUGGCUGGAAUGGAGAAGCGACAUGUGGGGUGGGCAUUCAGACACGGAAAGUCUUCUGUAUCAAGAGUCAUGUGGGACAAGUAAUGACCAAAAGAUGUCCAGAGUCCACGCGGCCUGAAACUGUAAGACCUUGUUUCCUCCCAUGCAAGAAAGACUGCCUCGUGACUGCUUUCAGUGAGUGGACACCCUGCCCACGUCAGUGUCAGCCAGGAAAUACCACAAUAAAACAGUCUCGAUACAGGAUUAUCAUCCAGGAAGCAGCCAAUGGAGGCCAAGAGUGCCCAGAUACCUUAUUUGAAGAGAGAGAGUGUGAAGAUAUUUCAUUGUGUCCUACGUACAGGUGGAAACUACAGAAAUGGAGCCCUUGCAUCUUGGUUCCAGAGUCUGUCAGGCAGGGGAGAACAGGCACCAGUGAGGCAUGUGGGAAGGGGUUGCAGACAAGAGCUGUCUUGUGCAUCUCUGAUGAUAACCAGUCUGCAGAAAUGACAGAAUGCCUCAAGCAGAUGAAUGGCAUGCCACCCCUGGUGCAAGAAUGCACCAUUCCUUGUCGGGAAGACUGCACCUUCACCCCUUGGUCUAAGUUUACACCCUGCUCCAAGAACUGUGAAGCAACCCAGAUCAGGAGACGGCAACUCACAGGGAAAAGCAGGAAGAAAGAGAAAUGCCAGGAUGCUACCCUGUACCCUCUGGUGGAAAUGGAACCGUGUCCCUGUGAUGCAUUCAUGUCCCAUCCGUAUGGAAACUGGUCAGCUUGCAUUCUACCGGAAAGCAAAAGGGAUCCUCAGCGAGGAGGCUUGUGGGCGCCAGGAGCUGACAAAGAAUGUGGAGAAGGCGUGCGCUAUCGAGCAAUAGCAUGCUCUGAUAAAAACGGAAGACCCGUUGACCCCUCGUUCUGCAACAGCACUGGUUAUGUUCAAGAAGAAUGUGUCAUCCCCUGCCCAUUUGACUGCAAGCUGAGUGACUGGUCCAGCUGGGGCUCUUGCAGUUCGUCUUGUGGGAUUGGAGUGAGAAUUCGAUCUAAAUGGCUAAAAGAGAAACCUUACAGUGGAGGUCGACCUUGUCCCAAACUGGAUCUCAAGAAUCAGGUUCAUGAGGCAGUCCCAUGUUACAGUGAGUGCAAUCAAUAUUCCUGGGUUGUAGAACACUGGUCUCCAUGCAAAAUCAACAAUGAGCUGAGAUCUCCACGCUGUGGAAGAGGAACGCAAUCUAGAAGAAUCAGGUGUGUGAGUACUGCUGACACUGAGGGAGGAGUAGUGGACAGGAGCCUGUGCAACCAGGAUGAUGCUCCCCCAGAAACCCAGGCCUGUUCUCUUCUGUGUCCCAGCGAAUGUGUCAUGUCUGAGUGGGGAACAUGGAGCAGAUGCCCACAGUCAUGUGACCCCCAUGCAAUGCAGAGGAGAUCUCGACAUCUGCUGAGGCCUUCGCUGAACUCAAGAACUUGUGGGGAAGACUCCCAGGUGCGGCCCUGUCUCCUCAAUGAAAACUGCUUCCAGUUCCAGUACAACCUCACAGAAUGGAGUACAUGCCAGCUGAGUGAAAAUGCUUCCUGUGGCCAGGGUGUGAGGACUCGCCUGCUGAGCUGUGUACGCAGUGAUGGCAAGCCUGUUGGCAUGCACCACUGUGAUCAGCGGAACCUGGAAAAACCCCAGAGGAUGAGUAUUCCCUGUUUGGUGGAGUGUGUCGUCAACUGUCAGCUCUCAGGAUGGACAACAUGGACAGAGUGUUCGCAAACCUGUGGCCAAGGAGGUCGAAUGAGCCGGACUCGAUUUAUCAUUAUGCCAACCCAAGGAGAAGGACGGCAAUGCCCCACAGAGCUCAUCCAGCAGAAACCCUGCCCAGUGAUACCCUGCUAUAGCUGGGUCCUUGGCAACUGGUCUGCAUGUAAAUUGGAGGGUGGAGAUUGUGGGGAAGGCGUGCAGGUGCGCAGCUUUUCCUGCGUAGUCCACAACGGCUCAAUAUCCCACACAGCUGUCCGCGUGGAGGAUGCCCUGUGUGGAGAAGUCCCCUUCCAAGAAGGAACCCUGAAGCAGCUGUGCUCUGUGCCUUGCCCAGGAGACUGCCACAUAACCCCAUGGUCCGAGUGGAGCAAGUGUGAGUUAACCUGCAUCGAUGGGAGAAGCCUGGAGACCAUGGGCCGCCAAUCCAGGUCAAGAACAUUCAUAAUCCAGUCUUUUGAGAAUCAAGACAGCUGCCCCCAGCAGGUUCUAGAAACACGACCUUGCACGGGUGGCAAAUGCUAUCACUACGCAUGGAAAGUGAGCCUUUGGAACAAUAAUGAACGGACUGUGUGGUGCCAGCGUUCCGAUGGCCUUAAUGUCACAGGCGGUUGUUCCCCUCAGGCACGCCCUGCUGCCAUUCGGCAAUGUAUUCCAGCUUGUAGAAAACCGUUCUCCUACUGCACACAGGGCGGCGUCUGUGGCUGUGAGAAGGGGUACACAGAGAUAAUGAGAUCAAGUGGAUUCCUGGAUUACUGCAUGAAGGUACCUGGCUCAGAGGACAAAAAAGCUGAUGUGAAAAACCUUCCUGGGAAAAACAGACCUGUGAAUUCCAAAAUACAUGAUAUUUUUAAAGGAUGGCCUCUUCAACCUCUUGACCCAGAUGGCCGAGUAAAAAUUUGGGUUUAUGGCGUUUCAGGUGGCAGUUUUCUUAUCAUGAUUUUCCUAGUAUUUACUUCCUAUCUUGUUUGCAAGAAGCCAAAACCACAUCAAAGCACACCUCGCCAUCAGAAGCCACUGACCUUGGCCUACGAUGGGGACUUGGACAUGUAACUUGAAAAAGGAAUCCAAAUGUAGACAUCAACUGCUGCCUUAAAUGCUUUCUCUUUUGUAGCUCUCAGACUUCUCAGUUCUUUGAGGAAUCUCACGAUGUGAUACAUUGGGCAGAAUACAAAUACUGCAAAAGUAAUAGUGCCCCAACUUCAUUUGGACAUGGAGUCAAGGAUUACUGGGUAUGCCAUUUAGAUUUCGAGUUGUUUGUGGGUGUGAGUGUUUUACUUUUUUGGUUUUCCCAAGAGGCCUGAAAACCCUUCUCUUCCUGUUUGAAAAUGAGAGGAAGAAAACAUGAAGGAUUUCCCACAGACUUGAGUAAACUUGAUCUUCAGCCGCAUAUUGACAAUCCACGGGGAAGUCCAAUCAAGGCAUUUACUGUAAAUGGCGAGUCUGACACUGUAUUGUUAUGCACUAUAUUAGUGCAGAGUCCUUAUUCCCAUACUUCAACAUGAGUUUUCUAGAGUUUACAUUGGUUCAAAAACUUUCAAAUUGGAUUGCCUAUUUUCAUGAACACAGAGAGAAUGGGUUACCAUUUCCGAAGUUCUCUGAGUUUUUACCUUUAAAUAUUGUAUUUUAUUUUGUAGCCAGGGGAUGAUGGCACUUUGUGGGCUGCAUCUUUGAGACAGAAGUGUGUGCAUUCCAGCUGGACUAGAGUAAAAUGGGUGGUUUCUGGAUGAAUUGUGUACUGAGUGUUACCAAUGAAGUAGGUGAUUGUACGGGAGAAUGAGGUAGACUAUUUGAUAACUAAAACUGUAUUUUAACAAAAAUUUAGCUGUGUAGAUAAGCAUUAACCACACACAGUUGUAAUUCAGUUUAAUGUUGACCAAAAUAUGCUUUUGUAAUUUCAAUUUUCUUAUCUGAAUAUUUAUAAAUUAUUUUGAAUUUAAUUAUCUGACCUCAUUUAAUAUACAUUGAACACCAAUCCUGUUUGUAGCAAGUCUUGUUUUUAUAAGGUUUCAAUAAUAUCUAAAACAACACAUUAAAAAGCUGAGACCAUUUUAUGAGGUAAUUGUUUGUAAUCCUGGAUGUUGGAAGUAAGAAGGUGCCAUUGUGUGCUAUGGAUUUGUCUUUAUAACAAAUAAAGUGCUCAAGAGACUGUAA